AUGCAGUUCACCAAGACUUUCAUCGCCGCCCUCUUCGCAGCCUCCAACGUCGCUGCUGCUCCUACUCCUGCCGACAAGUCUAUGAUGGCCAAUGUUCCCCAGUGGACAAUUGAAAACCUCAAGCGCACGUGCGACACUGCCAACACUUCAUGCACUUGGACCUUUGCUGUCGACACCCAUCUCGCCGCUGCCACAUCUUGCACAUACGUUGUCAAGGCGGCCAAGGAGGCCUCUCAGGCCACCGGAGGCCCUGUCACUUGCGGACCUUACACGGUCACAUCCAGCUGGAGCGGUCAAUUUGGUCCUGGUAACGGUUUCACCACUCUCGCCGUUGUCGACAACUCGAAGAAGCUCAUUGUCUGGCCCGCCUACACCGACGUCCAGGUCCAAGGUGGCAAGGUUGUCUCGCCCAACCAGAGCUACGCCCCUGCCAGCUUGCCAUAG
Messenger RNA from Trichoderma gamsii, 444 nucleotides. RefSeq lists its product as hypothetical. Lineage: Eukaryota; Fungi; Ascomycota; Sordariomycetes; Hypocreales; Hypocreaceae. The coding region runs from base 1 to 444 and encodes 147 amino acids. The transcript has a single exon. The record is from RefSeq and is a predicted model, not a curated record.